AUGGCUGCCACUUACAAGCAGUUUCUGGCCUCGCCCAGCUCGGCGCUGUUGGCUGACAAUGCUUCGCUGCACUACGUGACCACGCUCACGUCUAUUGUCGGCGCCGACCAGAUCAUCAAGCAUCUCAGCAACCUGCAAAGGCAGGUCAAGAAGAAGAAGGAAGACGUGCUCAACGUAAUUGACGGCCAGAGCAUCAUCGCCGUCGAGGCCGACACACACAUCGAGUUCAUCACCAGCGGCGGGGUUUAUCUGCCUGGUCUCGACGACAACUUCCUCUCUGAUCGAGAAGCUUUCCUGCCUAUUAUGCAUAUCGUGACUUUCGAUGACGAGGGCAAGAUUGUGCAAAUCCGCCAGCAAUGGGACCAGGCCUCGCUCCUAAAGCAGCUCGAGAUCAUCGGGAAAAGCGGUCGCAACUGGCCCAUCAAGGAUGGCAAAGAACAGCUCAACCUCAUUCAGUCUUGCAUCAAGUCCACCUUUACCCCUGCGCAAGCUCAGAAUGGCAACAGCACUCCAAAGGCACGGGGCAACGCUUCGACCAAUGCCAUGCGAGAUCCUCAUGCUUCUCUGCAUCUUUUUGGCUCCAGGGAAGAGGUUGAAAAUGCCGAAUCCGCCAACGUUGUCUCUCCCUAUUCCGGCCAGAGGCCCAAGCAGCGCGCCUUCACCGACAUUCUGAACGACGAACCCCAGCACUGGGAUGAUGACGCGAAACGUCGCUCGCUACCACCCGCCAAGAUUGGCGCGGGAAGGGCUCAGCCUAUUCGCAUUUUUGACGGACAGCAGCACAAUUCUGACGACGAUGACGACGAGCAAAAGGGCCCCAGGUAUAUCCGCGCUCACCCUGCUAAAUACCAACACUUUGCCAUGAAUGAUGGUUCUGCGGAAGAGAGUGAAGGCUCCAAUGCAGCAAGCUCCGCCCGCCCAGUGGCUCCAAAGGCCAAAUCUAAGCACGGCAGCACGUGGUCUUUCGAUGACUUCACCACCCCUGUCAAAGCAAAGCCCGGUCGAGCGCAAGGAAGCAACCCUGAUGCGCGCCGCUUUGAUACAGGGGAGGAACGCGCCGCGGAGCCCGUCAAGCCAAUGGUUGGCAAAGCUCGACGCGAUGCAGAGGCCCAUUUCGAGAUGCAAGAUGAUGGCGAACUCCCUCCCGAAGAGCGACGCAUCGCCACCAAAUCUCGGGGCGCUAUUCGUAAUGAUGGUCUGUACAACAACAACCUCUUUGACCGCGAGGCAGAGGAAGCCCCUGCCGGCCGUGCUCUAGGCAACAUCACCAACGUCAAAGAUCGCGGCAAGCACUUUGAUCCUCACUUUGCCAUGUCGGAUGAAUCUCCCGUGCCCGCCGCCCCGCGCCAGCCCGUCACCGAGAGUCUCCAAAAGGUUAUCAAGACGAUGAACACGAGCUGGAGUCUUGCCGACGAAUCGCCAGCCCCACAGAAGGAAAACAGAGCCCAGCCUGGCCAGGCGCCGCCACCAGAUACCAAGAUUCACAUUGCUGGCGAUGGUAUGGGCGGCAAGAAGGGUGCUCAGCGAGACUUUAUCUUUGGC
Messenger RNA from Trichoderma atroviride IMI 206040, 1542 nucleotides. RefSeq lists its product as uncharacterized. NCBI's taxonomy places the organism in Eukaryota, Fungi, Ascomycota, Sordariomycetes, Hypocreales, Hypocreaceae. The record is from RefSeq and is a predicted model, not a curated record.